CUCGCUCGUAGCCGUGCUACGCACAAAAUGGCGCUGGAUGACUCGAGUGAAGUAUCAAAGGUCGUUUACUUAUGCGACAAAUAAUUUAAUUUUUCGUUCCGACGGGCUUGAUUAGCCGAUUGUGUUUCUCUCGCUCGCCAACCGUAUGCAGUCUUCGUCGUGACACAUUCUGUCCCGAGUGGAUUCUUCGACGGAGAGGGAGACAUGAGUGCCCACAAUGGAGGUGAUAGAAUUAUUUAAUAAGUUCAAUGAGAGCCUGGGAUCAUACAUAUUCUCGAGAUGGAUUGGGACAUUCAUAGAGGAAUAUCAAACAUCAAGAACGAUAUUUGUUAUUGCCACGCUUUUACUCCUCAUUUUCUUAAUUGCAUCUAUCUUUGUGGUACGCAAAUGGAAGAACAAAGAAUUCCUACCAGAAGUGAAGGAGUUUGUUGGCGUAGGGACUGGCAAGCCAAGGUUCAGGAAGAGAGACAAGGUUCUUUUUUAUGGCAGAAAGAUGUUGCGCAAAGUAAAGUCUAUUGGUGGUCAGGUACACGCUACUGGACAAGGGAAGAAAAGAAAAGCGGUCAUGAGAUUUGCUCGCCGAUUGUUGCAACUUAAGAAGGAUACUGUUCCACAACAGCUUAAAGUAUUGGAACCACCGGCUGAAUAUCUGGAGGAAGAUUUAGGGCCUGGCGAAAGAGUACCACCAGAUGCCCUGUAUAUAUUACAAAGUAUUAGAGUUUUUGGCCACUUUGAGAAACCUGUAUUUCUGAAAUUAUGCAAGCACACAGAAAUCAUGAAUUUACCUGCUGGCAGCACAUUGUUUAAAAUCGGAGACCCCGAUGAAAAUUUAUUCAUAGUACAACAGGGUUUAGUAAAUGUAUAUAUCACUGGAUCUGAUGGCUCUCAAAUUUCAUUGAAAGUAGUAAAAACAGGCGAGUCAGUUACCAGUCUUCUUAGCUUUACUGAUGUACUUACUGGGCAUACAAGUACAUACAAAACUGUAUCGGCAAGAGCUGUAGAAGAUUCUGUUGUAGUCAAAUUACCAAUGAGCGCGUUCCAAGAAGUAUUUCAAGAUUAUCCUGAUGCCUUUGUUCGAGUUAUCCAGGUCAUUAUGGUACGCUUGCAGAGAGUUACCUUCACCGCUUUGCAUCAAUAUCUUGGUCUUUCCGCGGAAUUAGUCAAUCAAGGCUCGCACAAGAAGAAGCAAAGUCCAUUCUCUGGUUCGCCGGUACGAUCAAGAACCAAAGAAAAUUUUGCUUUGCAGAACAUGGAAAGUGUAUCUAGUACAUUACCAAUCGGCACAUUGGAAAUGCACGAUACGAGCGAAGUUUUUCAUCGUGACGUAGCCAAUUCAAGCAUUUCUCAGCCUGUGCCCAUAAUAAAUCGACGAAAAGAAGCGAAAAAUAGUUUUGAUUGGAAGAAUCAAAACAUUAACUUGCAAAUAGGGUGUCAAAGUUCGGCAGAGAUGGUACCAGAAUGUGACUCUCACUGGGCAACACCAUCGGCUCAGUUUCAAUCUCAGUCCACACACACAUCACAUCCGGAAGUUUCUCAUUCGGGAAGUACUUAUUCCAGAAAAAAGAGCCAGGUUAACGAGCCGACGCAGCAACAACAACAGAUGGACGAAGCACAACUUGUACAGAUAGCCACUGAUGCGUUUGUUCGUGAACUUGGUAUAGAAGAUGAGACGGUGCUCAAAGAUAAAGUGCAAAUCAGGGAAGUACCGGCUGGUACUUAUUUGAUGAAAGAAGAAUCUCAUAAGGAUGUUGCACUUGUAUACGUGCUUUCUGGCUCCCUGAUAGUAAGUCAACGCGUAUCGGAAGGUCGAGACGCGAGUCAGGAAGUGCAUAUGUUUAGUGCUCAUCAGGGUGAAAUUGUUGGUGGUUUAGCAGUGCUAACUGGCGAACCAUCCUUUUACACCAUCAGAGCGAAGCACGCCAGUCGCAUUGCGUUACUCAGCAAAUUGACAUUCUUUGCUAUCAUGCGAGAACAACCUACAGUUGUGUUGCACGUGGCACAUACCGUCGUUCGUAGAUUAAGCCCUUUUGUAAGACAGGUGGACUUCGCGCUUGACUGGUUAUUUCUUGAAAGUGGACGUGCCGUUUACAGGCAGGGGGAUGAAUCAGAUUCAACAUUCAUUGUGUUAAGUGGACGAUUACGAUCGGUGAUCACUUACAAAAACGGCAAGAAAGAACCGGUAGCAGAGUAUGGAAAAGGUGACUUGGUGGGAAUUGUAGAAAUGGUCACGCAAACUCCGAGAUCGACGACGGUCAUGGCAGUCCGAGAUUCUGAACUGGCAAAGCUACCGGAAGGUUUAUUCAAUGUGAUAAAAUUGAGAUAUCCAAUUGUUGUAACGAGAUUAAUAAAUUUACUCGGCCAUCGCAUACUCGGUACUUGGCAGCAGGCACACACGAAAAACGGCAACAAUGAUACUCAACGAGCCGCAGCAACAGUUGACGCUAGACCUGCACAAGUAAAUUUUUCGACUGUUGCCAUAGUACCGGUGUCAGAUGAUGUACCACUAACUGCUUUUACUUAUGAAUUAUACCACUCUUUAUGUGCCAUUGGACCCUGUCUUCGUCUAACAUCGGAUGUCGUAAGAAAGACUUUAGGAACAACUAUCAUGGAGCCUGCAAACGAGUACCGAUUAACUUCUUGGCUUGCACAGCAGGAAGAUCAACACAGAAUUUCUCUAUAUCAAUGUGAUUCGAGUUACACACUGUGGACUCAGCGAUGCGUGAGACAGGCUGAUUGCAUUCUUAUCGUGGGUCUGGGCGAUCGACCGCCAUCGAUUGGCCGAACAGAACGUGAAAUAGAACGACUAGUAAUGCGAACGCAAAAGGAAUUAGUGCUGUUACACAAGGAACAGAAUGGUCAACGACCCACAAACACCGUUCAAUGGUUAAACAUGAGAUCGUGGGUAUCCAGCCACCAUCAUAUUCAAUGUCCAAAACGGAUGUUUACCAGGAGAUCACAAUACAGAAUUAACGAAUUAUACUCCAAAGUGCUAAUGUCCGAGCCGAACGUGCACAGUGAUUUCAGUAGACUAGCACGAUGGUUGACUGGUACCUCGGUCGGUCUCGUCUUAGGUGGAGGUGGUGCAAGAGGUGCUGCUCACGUUGGCAUGCUCAAAGCAAUCGUCGAGGCGGGUAUACCCAUAGAUAUGGUUGGUGGUGUCAGCAUUGGUGCCUUCAUGGGCGCACUGUGGUGCAUGGAGAAGAACAUAACCACUACCACACAAAAGGCUAGAGAGUGGUCUAAGAAAAUGACGCAAUGGUGGCGGCAGAUUAUGGACUUGACUUAUCCGAUGACUUCGAUGUUCUCCGGUAAAGAUUUUAAUAAGACGAUACAGCAGACUUUCGGCGAUACAUACAUAGAAGACUUGUGGCUUCCAUAUUUUACUAUAACCACGGACAUCACGGACUCUUGUAUGCGCACGCAUAGACACGGUUUACUAUGGAGAUAUAUUCGCGGCAGUAUGACUAUUGCGGGGGUCUUUCCUCCGAUUUGCGAUCCCCUUGAUGGGCAUCUUUUGGUCGACGGGUGUUAUGUUAAUAACGUGCCAGCUGAUGAAAUGGUACGGCAAGGAGCACAUCAUAUUCUGGCCAUCGACGUCGGCUCACAAGAUGACACAGAUUUGACAAAUUACGGGGACUCGUUGUCCGGUUGGUGGUUAUUGUGGAAACGAUGGAAUCCAUUUGCCACACCUGUGAAGGUGCCAAAUUUACCAGAUAUUCAAUCUAGACUAGCGUACGUAAGUUGCGUGCGUCAGUUAGAGGAAGUGAAGACCUCCGAUUAUUGCGAGUACAUCAGACCGCCAAUUGACAAGUACAAGACUCUCCAGUUCGCCAAUUUCGACGAGAUUAAGGACGUAGGAUACCAACACGGGAAAACAUAUUUCGAGGGUCAAUCGAAAGCCGGAGUUCUGCCUCGAUUCAACGCGGAUCGAGAAAAUGCGAGAGCUAUGCGAGCGAAACAUCAAGCGACUAAUCAACAGACACCCUCGUCAUAUACUUUCACCGAUCUUGCGCAGAUGGUGUGUAAAGUUUCACGUGGUAGCCGAUAUUUUGACAUAGAUUCAGAUUCGGAUGAGUUAGAGGAGUACGAAGGGGACUUGGAAGAAGAUGCGCAGGAAGUAGGAUACGCUUCCGAACCCACUGCCGGUAUUUUAGAUCAGAGCCCUGAGGAUAAUCGUCUGAGACGAAGAACUGGCGUUUCACUUAGUCUGUCCGACACCGAGGCUGAGUCGGAACUAGACUACCAUCCAAAGAUUUUUUGAAUACUUAUUUACAUUUAUCCGCGAUAUUAUAUCUGCAUAACUCGCUCAAUAGAUUCAACACACUUUUUUGCAAAUAUAACUCAGACGCACUGCGAGCGAUUAACCUAUAUUGAAGUACAAAAGUAAUUAUUUCAAUUAUAUAAUUAUGGGAACGUCGCUCUGAAAUUAUGCCAUAAAGUGAUCGGUAUCACUUUAAUAUGAUAAGUAAUUAAUAUGAUUGUUACUAUUAAAUAUUGUAUGUUAAAUAUAAUUUUACUAUUUCUAAAAA
Monomorium pharaonis (pharaoh ant) is the source of this 4529-nucleotide messenger RNA. It is a transcript of the gene sws, whose product is annotated as neuropathy target esterase sws. The record is from RefSeq and is a predicted model, not a curated record. Lineage: Eukaryota; Metazoa; Arthropoda; Insecta; Hymenoptera; Formicidae. Gene Ontology annotation, molecular function: phosphatidylcholine lysophospholipase A1 activity. Gene Ontology annotation, cellular component: endoplasmic reticulum. Gene Ontology annotation, biological process: phosphatidylcholine metabolic process. The coding region runs from base 218 to 4261 and encodes 1347 amino acids. The transcript is spliced from 15 exons.